CGUGUGUGUGUGCGUGCAACAGGACAUUGUCAUUAUCAAGCCUUCUUACGACCAUCAGGAAGAUGUGACAGUGUGUUGCCGCAGCAGUUUAACAGCGUGACAGAUAACAGCAUGUCUGUCAACUGUCAGCCUGGCAGAUGAGUGGCAGAGGCAGGAAAAAGCCCAUUCUUUCCCAUCUCUGUGACGCGCAAGAAUCAGGAGUGUAUCAGCAGGUCACACAAAGAAUCUCAGGAAUGAAGGACGGUUGUGUAGUAGCAUCUGUUCUCAUCUGUUCAGGUGAUGAACAGAUGAGUUAUUCAAAUCUGUUAAGGAACCAGACUUGACAAAUCUAAAAAGACUUUCAAGUUGACUUGGACUUCAACACCAACGACUCAUAACUUUACUUGGACUUGAGCCUUUCACCUAAAAAAUAUUUUAUGCCUGUCUUAAUUUGGGACUUGACUUGGGACACAGUUGCACAGACUUGAGACCUACUUGCGACUUGCAAAACAAUGACUUAGAUGUUUUCGAAUGUCAUUAAUAGAGGUGGAACUGACUAGCCUCUUGGUAGCAGUGGCAGUCUGUCUCAUCAUGUACAGUUUAUGUCUAAAGCUCCCUGUACAUCUCUUGAAACCACGUAUUCUUGAGUUGUACCUUACUCUUACAUUUUAUGGAGCCUCUUGAACCAAGAUAACCUAGUGCAGGCACAGUUUCAGUUUACUAGAAAAGGAAGUAAAAAGAACAUUUUGUCAAGCACAGAGGGGGGUGGGGGGUGGAGGAUUGUUACUUUGUUGAAUGAACAUAAAUGACUAUUUUGUACGACUUGAAAUGCCCUCCAGACUAACCGUCAGCUCAGUAUCUUUCAUCCUUGAUCAUUAAGGCCUCACACCUCAUUGCAUUUCAAUUUCAUUUGGACAAGUGUUGUCUAAUAGAUAUAUCCUGUUACAUUCAACAAUAUCAACAGAGCAUUGGUAUAUUUUGUCUAAAAGAAAUAGUCAAUGGAGCCUAGGCGGCAGCUUGCAGAACUCCACCAUUUACAAAGCAAAUAAACAAAUGAAGAAUAUCAACCCUGGAGCACCCACCCAAACAAAAUAGCGCUUCCACAAGGAAGAGGCUACAGGACAGUGUUUACAAAAUCCUCAUUAAGGAAGUUGUGAGAUAACACACGCUCAUGUGCAUCACACAAAGUUGAAGGCACGUACGCACACACACCAGCAAAGAGACCAUAAGCACUGAGCAAUGCAGAGCCCACCAUAUCAUAGAUAAGGGACAGAAAGAAAGAGCUGGGAAGAAGAGAGCAGAACAUAGAGAGACUGUCAGAGAAGAGGACGCAACAGAGAUGACUCGGACGGACCAAGCCAAGCCUCGGCCACCCUGUCUCCGGAACUGCAGCCCUGUCGCACAGGACAUCAAAAGGUGUGCAAGUGAAUAAAUGCUGUGAGAUCAAGACAGCAGCAGGAACACACACGCCUGCAGGGAGGCUCCCAGUGGUCAGUGCAAGGGUCAACAACUCUACUGUGUACUGCCAAGGAUCCAGAACUUUCUUUGCAGAUGAACUGACCACAAUAUUAAUUAACCUUUGGAUUGAGGCAUUCAGAGAUCAUAAUAAUUUUGUCUUACUCUUGCAUCGACUCAUCUAAAGACAACCCCAGAGGGCGAACAAUAGAAAGCUGCAGAUAAUUUUUCCCAUGGCGAGUAUUUGGGUCUCUCAACUGGGAACCAUCUGCAGCUCCACAACUUUGCUCUUGCUGUUUUCCACCCUUCUGCUCCAGGGGCCUCUCUGUGGACUGAGCAGCCCAAUUUCAAAUGCCCAUCAGAGACAUCGCCCUGCUCCAGGGCUAGGAGAUGGGCAUGGAGGGGUGGUGGAUCCAUCACUUCUGGAGCAGGACAACAACGUGGAUAUGCAGAGCCUGAUGGAGAGCCUGAAAGAACAGUUUCUUCGGACUUUCAACCUGACUGGCUUGGGUCCUCCACCCCUGUCUCCUGGAAGCACAAGAGAAGAGCCACCUGAGUACAUGAUGGAGCUUUACAACCGUUUUGCUAAUGAUCGCACUGCCAUGCCCACCUCCAACAUCAUACGAAGCUUCAAAAAUGAAGAUUCAUCUCCCAGUGUUGUGGGCACUGGAGGAGUCAGACGUCACCCACUCCUCUUCAAUGUAUCAGUCCCUCAUCAUGAACAUAUCACAGCGGCUGAGCUUCGCCUCUACACUCUUGUCCAGACUGACCGCCACCUCUAUGCUGGUGUCGACCGCAAGGUUACUAUCUAUGAAGUGGAAUUGCAGGUUGGAGAUGACAACAUGACUGAUGAAAACCCUGUGAGAGGUGAUGCGUUUAGCAGAGGAGGAGAGCGGAUAGAGUUGGGGGAGUUGGCGUCACGCCAGGUCUAUGGCACUGAUAAUGGCUGGGAGGCUUUUGACCUCACUGCUGCUGUUCAACGCUGGCGCAAAUCUGAGCGUGGCACCACACACCGGUUGGAAGUGCACAUUGCCAGCAUGGCAAAUGAGGAUAAUGUUCAAAUCACAGAGGACAACAAAGACAUGAAUCCAACUGAAGGGGACAUGAAGAUUGACACUAGCCCUGAGGAGAAACACAAACCUCUGCUGAUUAUUUUUUCUGACGACCAAAGUAGCGAUCACCGUGAAGACAAGCGCGAGCUGAAUGAGAUGAUUGACCAUGAAACCUCCAACAUGGUUUCCCAGAACGACUUGGGGACAGGCCUAAACGGGGUGUGGGAUGAGCUGGGUAGGGACAGGAAUGAGGGAGAUGAAGAGGCAGAGCCAGAUGAAGAGGACCUUAUCCAAAUGCGAUCCAAUCUGAUUUACGACACGGCAUCUCGCAUUCGUCGCAAUGCCAAGGGAAACCAUUGCAAGAAGCAGUCUCUUUACGUUGAGUUCAAGGAUAUUGGAUGGGACAGUUGGAUCCUGGCACCCACUGGUUACGAUGCCUUUGAGUGCACUGGCAUUUGUUCCUUCCCCCUGACAAAGCACGUCACACCCACCAAGCAUGCCAUUGUCCAGACUUUGAUUAACAUUAACAGUCCUCAGAAGGCGGCACGAGCUUGUUGUGUACCCACCAAGCUUGACCCCAUUUCCCUGCUGUAUUUGGAUGAUACAGGUGUGGUCACCUACAAGUACAAGUUUGAAGGCAUGGUGGUGGCUGAGUGUGGCUGCAGAUAGUCCGUGCUUUGAGAGAGUUCAACUCUUAGUAAAGUCUUACAACAAGAGGAAAGACAUAGAACAACAGAUAAGGUGACAAAGGAGGUUAGCCUAAAUUAUCUUCAACAAAGGGACUAUUGCUGGAAUCUCUGUAAGGGUUACUCGGCAAGAUUGGAGUUGCAAAUUCACUAUUCAUGAAACUAAGUGUUCUCCAAAUAAAUGAUUGUGGACAAAUAGACAGCAAAACAAAAACAAGUACUUCAUCUAAAGGCAUGAAUAUAAGUUGCCAUCGUUCAUACAGCGCAAAGACAGUGUACUGCAGAUCUGCAGUUGAUAUGUUGCCAGUUGUGAUGCCAAGGUGUUUCCUCAUACCCACAAGACUGAAAAGGCACAAGUUUUCCCAAAGGACCAAACCAAGCACAUCCUACUGUGUGUGCGGCCUGGUGGGAACCAGUGGGCCAGUAGUCCCCCUCCCUGUCCUUCCCCCUGACAUCUGUCUUCCUCUCCACUUAUCUCUGGCCUCCCUACUCGAUGCAAACACUAAUCAGCACUUCAUGUGUCCUGGCGCUGUGAAAUGACCCCCCUUGAGGCAACCUGACAAGACAUGAACUCUCCAGGCUGACCUCCUGCCUCCUGCAGCCUCCUGAUACGUAGGCGCUGUGCAGGGGUCCCAGCGGCAGGGUUAUCAAUUCCAACCCUGUUUCCCACUUCACAUGCCUCUUUUCCACUCCCCCUUGCACAGUGAUACCAAGGUGUGGGGGGUUGAGAAACAUGAAUGCCACCACUCAGGCUUGGAGAACUAAACGCCAUUCUGGGUAACUUUUGAGGUGGUGGGAUGGGGGAGUGGGACAGGACAAGGGGGCAGGGGUUGUCCACAUUCCUAGGCAACAAACAAUUUUAACUGUCUCAACUCACUGACCCAGCACCAUGUGCCCCUAACAUAUCUCCAACUCAGUUGAGUCAUCCAUCACUUUUAUGGUAAAAACGGCCUUUUUUGGACAGAUGGCCAAACUCGUGAAUAGAACAGGGGGCACCUUGUUACCUUAACUUUAUGGAUAUCCAAAGAAAAUGCAGUUACAGAAAUAUGGUUUCUUUGUUUUAAAGCCUUUUGAUACCUCUGCUGCUUGUGUCAAGUAAAGACUAUUUAUUGUUUAAUUUAUUGAUUUUUACAACAGAGUAGAUAACUAUAUAUGUACAUUUGUAAGUUACGAAGAGUAAAGCAGGUUGUGUAUCCAUGACAAUGCAUUUGCAGCACAAAAUUGUUUCUGUUGGGAAGAUAAAUGGUAAUGAUUUCAAAAACAAUAAAGAACAAUUACUGAA
This is a messenger RNA of Plectropomus leopardus (leopard coralgrouper), 4454 nucleotides long. RefSeq names its product bone morphogenetic protein 10 (gene bmp10). Gene Ontology annotation, molecular function: cytokine activity; growth factor activity. Gene Ontology annotation, cellular component: extracellular region. Gene Ontology annotation, biological process: BMP signaling pathway. The record is from RefSeq and is a predicted model, not a curated record. NCBI's taxonomy places the organism in Eukaryota, Metazoa, Chordata, Actinopteri, Perciformes, Serranidae.